Messenger RNA from Gryllus bimaculatus (two-spotted cricket), 4998 nucleotides. NCBI's taxonomy places the organism in Eukaryota, Metazoa, Arthropoda, Insecta, Orthoptera, Gryllidae. The record is from the annotation of a GenBank genome assembly.
CAGCCUCAGCCGCCAUCAUCCACCAUAGUCAUAGUCUUCGCAACAUGGAGGAAUGAAAAUAGUAUUGUUUACAGUGCUCCAAUUGUAGCUGCGAAAAUGGCGCUUCAAAUGUGCGAUUUUGAUAGUGUUUCGACCGAAUCAAUUUUUAAUUAUCGUGCGAUCAACGUGAAAGCAAGUUCUGGGCGGUUUCGAGGAAGAAUUCUACAUUGUUAUGUGCGACCUGUCUUGCCAGUGAAGGACACAUAUCAUCCUUGUACAGAUUUUCCUGGUCCUAGAAAACUCAGUUGGCGCAGUCUUAUUAACAACCGAAAUUAAUUUACAAACGUUGACCAUGGAUCUAUAUACCAGUUGUGUACAAAAAUAAAUAUAUUGAAACUUUUAUUGUAAAGCCGUUUUUUCAGUAACGUGCCAGUGACUGUGAUAUGGAUCUCCAAAGUUUUUGUGUUGGAAGUAGGAGGAAAGUUCAUUCUCUUCCGUUUCUUCGAUCAGCUGUUCAACCGACAGAAAAGAUGUCGAAGUCAUUUCAGUUCGGUGUUCCUGUGAAUAGGCCCACUGUUGAAGAGACUUGUUUUAAGAAAAUGCCAAACAUUUCUUGUAAUGCCAAGUUCACCUUUGAUGAAUUUACAAAAAAUCAGGAUUGUCAUUCAAAAAAAUCGUGUUUUGAUCAGUUUAAUAAAUUCUCUCAUUUUACUUUCUCAAGAGUAGUGGGAGGAUUUGUCGGCAGCAAGAGUCAGGGCGGUUCUGCUAGUAGGGAACCUCAUCAAGUGUGGGAUGUGAUUUUUCGACAGCUGGUGGAUACUGCAUGUCAAGCUACAAUGGAUAGCAAUGCACAACAAUAUUUUAGCAUUGGUGAUGCCGUUUCUCAAAGUAUUUUUGGGCAAUUUAAUAACAGGAAAAAUUCGACAUUGGAAUUCAGGUCUCUUCUUUUCGCCAGACCUUGUGAGUUUUUUACACCUGAGAAACCCAAAAAUAUGCCUAGUGCAAAUCAGAACCAUAGUCAAAACAAUGGUGGUAAUAUUACUAUUGGAGAAAAAAUUAAAUUGAAUAGAGUACCUGCUGAUGCUCAUUUAUGCGACUUGAAUCUGAAAAAUGAAAGUGCAAAGGAAACUGAUAUGCAGCAUAUUACAUCCAAACAAUCCUAUGCAGAUGUUGCUAAAGCAUUUAUAGCUGCAAGGUCUGUGCAGGAGGUAAAGUCAAGAAGGCAUUUGGGUAGUCCUGUUAUGCCGUUGCAACAAAAUCACAUAUUUUUGAAGUCUAGAAAUUCAAGGAAAAGAAACGAUGCAUUUAACAGGAAAGGUAGCAGACUGAGUGGAAGUGGUUAUUCUCAACCUCUCAACAAUUCUAGUCAGAAUCCACAUAAAAGAUCUACAGCAAUGCAUGAUAAAUGUGAAGAAUUUAUACCUUCAAAGUUUGCUAGAGCUAAGUCUCCACAUAUGCGACAUACUAAAAUAGAAAAUAUAAAUUUAAGUAAAAUGAGAACAAAUGAUAAAAACUCACAGUCUGUUGUGUUUUCAAAAGGACAGGAUGAGAGGAAAAGAUUUAAUAAGUAUAGAAACUCCAACACAAGGGAAAAGGAAAGGAAAAAUAUUGAUCUUCAAGUACAAGAAGACGUGUUUACUUGCAGUGUGCCAGAGCAAUAUUGUCAAAAUUGGCGAUGUGAACAUAAUAGAAUGUCCAGUGUUCACAGAGUUGGGGCAGAAUUUGGCAAUGAAAGGAAAGAGUUAAGGCUUAAAAAUUUCAUGCUACAAACUAGGCUUCAUUCUCCACCACCACGAACUCUUAUAUCAGAGUGUGUUAAAGUUAAAGAGUCAGAUGUAAACCAUCCAAAGAAAGAAAAUGGCUCUCUUAAAACUGAGAAGAUGAAUGAAGAAAUAGUGUGUAACAACAAGAACUCUCUAACUUGUUGUUCUUCAAAUUUGCCUGAGAGUGGGUGUGACGACUCAUCACUCUCAUCAAGCCCCACUUUUACUCCUGUAGUGUUGCCACCAAGGAUUAGAGUGGCAUCAGAAUGUUCAGUUGACAGUGAGGACAGUGUGGUCUUUGAAAGAGAUGAGCAGGAUUUGGAUGAGUCAGAGUGUGAUGAUGGACUUGAUUCAGAUUCUGGUAGUGAAUAUAGCAGUGCUGCAGAGUGUGAAUCUGAUGCAGAAGACUGCGAUGAGGUGGAUUUCUGCUACAUAGUUCCUUCGAAAGACAUAAAUGCCAAAAUUAAUGAAAGCACAUACACACAUGAUGCAUUUUCCCCUGUAUCAGACAGACUGAAAGAUAUUAAUGCAAAAUGGCAUAAAGAAUAUUCUUGUAUAUCAAAAAUAGAAAAAGUUCCCAAAAAAGUGCAUUUUCCUGGUUCAAAAAAACUCGCAAAAGUGCACCCCAUGGUUCACUGGCUCUUUGCAUACCGGGAAGCACGGAGAGGCCCUUGGGAAGAAAUAGGGCGGGACCGAUGCCGUUUUCAAUCCCGUAUAGAACGUGCAGAACAAGAUUUGUCACAUGUUUUUAAUCCUGAACAUCGCAGAAGAAUUUGGGAAGAACGAAUGAGUGAUGUGGGCAGUACUUGAACUACUUUUAUUGGAUAAGAUUUCCCCCACUGUGUUCGGCAAAAUGUAGAUUUUGCUAGUUUUGCCCUUUUUUAUGUAAGAACAUAAGAAGUGAAGUUUCCUCCUAUAACUUUUACUCUUCAUUGUUUUAAUAUUUCUGUUAUUCCAUGUAUAUAUAGUAUUUAUGUCAUUAACACUGUACCUGGUCUCAGAUUCCAUUCAGAUUAUAUUUGUAUCACAAAUGAAGCAUGUGUGGUCAGUGUAUUAACCUUUUCUGCUUGAGAAUGGGAGUGGGAUAUUGGUCUUUCUGUGUCUUUUGUUGUUCACAUAAUCAGAUCGAGAAUGAUGUUCAUUUGUUAGUGUAAUAUCUUUUCUGUUUUUGGAUAAAUGUUGACAAUUAACACCUGUUGCAUAAAUAAUGACUUUGUUGUUUUUGGUUGAAGGGAUGACUUUCAUGGAAAAAGCUUAACAUACAACUUGCAAACAACAAUCCAAGUCUUGUUUUUCAGUUGGAUGUGAGCUAGUUGCCAAAAUCAACACAAUUACUUUACUUCAUUUAUAGGUAAUCCAUUUCAUUCAAUUUUUAAUUCCCCCCCACCUGUAUUCCGCUUCAACUCUCAUUUACACAAUAAGAUAAUUUACUGUUGUUUCUUCUCUUGAAAUGUAAUAUCUGAAUUUGGAGGUGAUUACUGACCACAUUUGUUCCAAAAACAAUUUAAUUUCUGAAAAUGUGAUAUUAGAAAUCUACAAAAUUACUGUUUUUAUAUUGGAAAAUAAUAAUUUAUGAUAAAGGCCCAUUCCUGGUCCUUGAAUACAAAUGAACUACAGGAAAGUAUGCAACAUUUGCAUUUCUGUCGAGUUUCUACUGGCUCACAUUAAGCCAUGUUGGUAGCUAGUCAAAAAAUUAAUUUACUGGAGAAAAAUACAGAGAACUAUGAAUUUCAGUGUUCAAAAAUUUAUGCCACUUUUGUAUAUGUAUUUAAUCUACAAGAGAACAAAUGCUUACAGUCAUAAAUAAAGUACUUUGAAUCUCUCUUUUUUUUUAUAUAUAUAGUGAACAUUUAACACUAGUAGCCAAUUGGAACACCAUGCCAUACCCAGUUUCAUAAUAGUUAGCAACAUUUUUUAUUCAUUUGAAUUGAUAAUCACAAUGCUAAGUGCAAUAUGCCCAUUUAGUGUUUUUUUUUUUUUUUUUAUAUAUAUCUGUUCUUAAAGAUUCAUAAAACCAGACCAAAAGCCCGAGUGUUAUAUAUGUUUUAUUGCAUUGCUUUUGCAUGUUAUUUUUCAUAAAUGUUUUGAAGUGUAUAAUUUCUUGUAGAUUAAAACAAUUCCUCCCUAGCAAGUGAUAGAAUUUUUCUGGAGCUUUCAUGUUUCUGUGGGCAAAUGUUGAAAUACCAUCAUAGUACAAGAAGGGUCUGUAUUUUGUAUAAUGUGAAAUAUAUUUUCUCAUGCCAUUUUGGCUGAAUUCCCACAAAUGCAAUUAAUUAUAGUGAAAAUUGUCAAUGCAAAGGAAUAAUUAUGGCACCUUUAUAUAUGUUUUAGUGUAUAUCUUAAUGAUGUAGUUAUUUAGUGGGAUUAAAACCUACUUGAAAUAUAUAGAAUUAUAUAUUGUUAUAUAUGUUUAUGUGUAUAGAUCCUAUGGUCAAUUAAAAUGUUCUUUUCAUUUCAUUAAUGAUAGUUUUUAAUUAAGUAAAUAAUUUUACCUUUUUGACAUCAAAAAAUUAAUUAGUGAAAAUAAUUAUUAAACAAUUUAUUCCCCAGUAGGUCCUUGGCUCUUUUUGUAAUGAGCAUUCUCUUUUCUUUUUUUCUUAUAUAUCACGCAUUUUGAAGGGAAUAAAGUGAACCAGUUUGCAAUUCCAGUGUAGAUGUGAUGUCCUGUCUUUACCAUACUGAAUCUUGAGAGUGACUGCAAAGUUGACAGUAAAAACCUUAACCACAAGUUUUAAAUGUGCAUGUGUUCCUUUUAAUUUUUCUGGUUAUAUGUCUGUGUGAAUAAUACACAAAGGAUAGAUUUUUUAAAAUUAAUUUAUAAGGUGGUAUGGGAACAAAACCGUGUAAUUGUGCUACUGCAAGAUUGGGAAUUUCUCACGUCUUGCAUCGAGCAUUUAAGCAUUGAUGCACUUUCAGUACCGUGUCAUAGAAUAACACUUAUUGUGCGCAGAACUGCCCGAGUGCUCGUGUGCCAUUUUGUAUAAGAUACAAGGCAAUAUAAUGCAUGUCAAUGCAAUGCUCGUGUGCAGGGUCUCCUGGCAGAGCUCUUGCCAAAAUUUCAAACGGAAUGCUAUGAGUGGGUCUCUGACCCAGGAACUUCUGUUUCAAUGGAAAAUCAUGGCAAAUUGUGAUUUUAAAAUGUAUACAUAUUGUUUAUACAGUAUUUGUAUUGCAUUUAUGUGUAAACAUGGAGGAAAUGUGUAUGAAUUGAAGAUAAUUACAGUGUAAGUGGUAGUGUCUAAAAUUACUUGUGAAA